UUAAAUUCCAAACGCACCCUACAGUUCCAUGGUCUGUCCAAAUAUUCUGGUUCAGUGAUACAAAAAUGGCGCUUACACUAUCCACAAACGUCCCUACAUAUGAUAAUAUGCACGUAACAGGCCCCCUGAACUCCCCCAAAAUUUUCAACCCAGUUUCUCGAAUCUCUAGCAAUCAAAAGCGCCGACCCUUUUACCCAAUUGUUGUAAAAUUGAAUCAAGAAAAAGACCAAAGGGAAGCACAAGAUAGUGAUGAGGUUAAUAGCUUAGGAGUUAGAACUGCUCUGUCUAUGCUCAAGUUCUACAAAAGGGAAAUUUCGCCAUUGAUGCCAAAUAGUUGUCGUUAUCUCCCAACUUGUAGCGAGUAUUCGAUGAUUGCUUACAAGAAAUAUGGAGUUGCUAAAGGGACUAUUUUGACUGCUUGGCGUUUAUGUCGCUGCAAUCCCCUUGGUGGGUCUGGAUUUGAUCCCCCAAGAUGGUUUGGUGAAACAAGCCCCCCAGAAGAAUGAGUAAUUUAUACAAUGCGGAUGUCACAUGUUUAGUACAUUACAGAACUCUUCUUCCUAGUGUUGCUGCUUGUGCAAAGAGAUGGUUGAGCCAUGAUGGCUAGAAAGGAAUUGUCUCUCAGUGCACUGGGAUGGUUGAAUUGAUUGGGCGGACCUUUUUUCCGUUUCGAGGCUUUAGGUCUUGAGUCUAGGGUAUGUGCCGUAUAUAAAAUCUAGGAUGUAUAUCUCGUCUAGCAAGAAUAAAUCAAUAAUCGUAUCAUAGCUUCAUCCAAUCAUAUGCAGGAUUAUUUUUUUCUCUGAAUUCUUACUUUUUAAUUUAAUUUUAAAAGUUGUUUUUAUGUGAACUUUGUGAUAUGUGUGUGUGUGUGUGUGUUCCAUCUGAAAUGUGUAUCCAUCUAAAAAAAAAAGUGCAACAUCAUCACCACUACGCACUACCUGCUCAGGUAAAGCUUUCUUAAUCCACUAGCACUAAGAACAGUAUAAGAAAAGGUGUUGAGCCACGAACAAAAUUAAGCCUCGCAAGUAGGUGCCUAGAUUAUCCAGUUAGCACUUUCGUUUAAUCAUCUUUAUGUUGAGUAAGCUUACAACUCUCAAGCCUUACAUGUUACUCAGCUAGUCAGAAUUAGAGCAUAUAGUAUACCGUAAAGCUAUGAACUGCAUCACACUUGAUAGUUAUAUAUUCUGUCUGCCAUUGGUUGUCAUCAGCGAAGCUGCAAGGGUAGUAUUUAAAGAAUAGGGAAUUGUACUAAUUACGCGGUAUGAUGCGUGUUAUAUAGUAUGUACUAAGAAGUACAGGUUAAAAAAUUGACUAAUCAAAUAGUUGUAAUUAGUCUCCUGGAUCAUAUGCUAUAGUAUAAAACUAUUCGAACAUCUGUGGUGGUUAAGUACAUUUGUCAAUGUUCUGUUUAUUUUUAUUUGAUGAUUGGCAAUGCAGCUACACAAGACGAUUACUAUAUUA
Messenger RNA from Daucus carota subsp. sativus, 1461 nucleotides. Its product is annotated as UPF0161 protein At3g09310. The coding region runs from base 66 to 506 and encodes 146 amino acids. The transcript has 6 exons. The record is from RefSeq and is a predicted model, not a curated record. NCBI's taxonomy places the organism in Eukaryota, Viridiplantae, Streptophyta, Magnoliopsida, Apiales, Apiaceae.